Molecule: messenger RNA, 3630 nt
Organism: Haliotis rufescens (red abalone)
Lineage: Eukaryota; Metazoa; Mollusca; Gastropoda; Lepetellida; Haliotidae
Product: AP-4 complex accessory subunit Tepsin-like
Exons: 13
Coding region: 30-1490 (486 amino acids)
Cellular component (GO): trans-Golgi network membrane
Source: RefSeq, a predicted model, not a curated record
UCUCCAAACGCAAAAGAAGAGUACCUGCAAUGAACAGCCCAGAAUCAGUGAACCUGGUUUCUCAACGAAUAUCAUUUGUGAAUAAGAUCAGCACCCUGCUGAAGGCCACCUCCGAUGACGACAAGCCGAUACCGGGAUACCUGUACAAUGAGAUCAGUGGGAUCAGCCACGAGUCUGUCGGCUACUGCGAGAGUCUGCUGGAGUACCUGGUGGACCGUCUGGAGAAGAACUCCUACCAUGUGAAACUGAAGGUGCUGAAGGUGAUGCGGUACACGGUGGACAACGGCCACCCCAACUUUAAGGCGGGUCUGAUGAGGACAGCCCGAGGGGUGAGGGCAGCAACAAAGUAUGGCGGACCGCCCGACCCACUGCAUGGCAACAUACCCUACAUCAUGGUCAGGAAAGUAGCUCAGGAACUUUGUGAAGUUUUGUUUGAGGUUGAGGAAUCAAGCAACUCAAGAAAAGGGGAGACAACUCCAGCAAGACCAUCUCCUAAGGCUAUGAUGGGACUUGGCCCUUCUUCCAAUUCGGGCAAAAUGGAAGGAUUUGGUAACUCCCCACAGAAUCAACCAACUACUUCAUGGAAAUUGAGGGACGCAGCAGAAUCCCUGGGGGACACAAUCAUCGAUGGCAUCAGCAGGAUAGCUGAGAAGAUGGCGGAGACAGAUUCGGACCGACAGAGGGUGGUGCUUGCCAACCUGGAUGGAAGCAGUGGGCAGUACCAACCUCCAGUCAUCAUGAGCCCGGAUCCAAUCACAACCGACGUGACAGUACCUCUACCCAUCACAUCACCUGUUAAGAAAACACCCCCAAAGCAUGUCCCAGGGAAAGCUGGAGGGGGUUGGGACGACGACCCACCCACACCAUCCCGGGGCUCUCACAAGAAACACUCGGACAGUGGAGGCAGCUCGGACCUAGCGGACAGACUUGAGUCCGUGACCUUAGCCGACUGGAGCACAGAGGAGAACCUUGUGACGUCCAUCGUGGAUGAUCCAAGCUGUCUUCUCCUGACCCAGUCCCAGUUGGCAGUGUUCCAAAGACGAUGUUCCAGGCUCAACUCCGAGAAGGUGCUUGACUUCAUCAUCCAGAGACUCACAUCUGACCAGGAACCUGUCAUCAUGAAAAGUAUGCUUCUUCUUGAGACCUACUUGCGAUCUGACUUGGUUAACCUUGAAUACUUGGUCUCGACUAGUGAACAAAGUCUACUGGCAGUCCAUGGGCACUGGACUGGCCCACCUCACUCCAAGGCCAGGAAGAUAAUCCGUAUCCUUGAGAAACUGACAUCUCACACAAGUAUCCUGCCCGACCCUGGUGAGCUGAUCGUCAACACAGACACAGAUAGACGUGAAACCUCUCCAUGUCAAUCAGACGAAACAGCAUUAGAGGGAGGUAACUCUGACAACCUUGAGCUACUAUCAACUCCGCUGGUUACUGAUGACUUUGAAAUAUCACAAGACGGUCUCCUGGAUAAUAGUGAUGACUUAUCAUGACAUAGAUCUAUGUCUGUAUAUUUGGAAUCAAGAUGAGAAAAUUCCCUUGCUGAGACAACUGAUGUUACCCUGCCUGGCACUUGGCAUUAUGGGGAUAAGUCAAGGACUCAUUGUAACGUGUCUGUGGUAUCUCAGACUACUACAAUCUGUCAUACACAUGUGCAUGCAUGUCGCUAUGUGAGUGCAAUAAUCGUGAACACACAUUAAACUAGGGCUGGGACGGGUCCAAAUGUACUACACCAAACCUCCUAUUACCUCACCCUACCCGGGUACCUGUUGUAGGUAUCAAGAGAUUGGUACAAAGUGUACGAUAGGGAAUUGUUUGACCUGAGCCCGGGCAAAAAGUAUUUAGGUUCGCUAUAAAAUGAUCUGGUCAUGCAUAACUGAAUUUGAUUGAAGCUUUAUCUUUAUUCAAAAGUCAGAAGGAAUGUGUGAAUAGUCCGAAAUUUUUUGUGAAUAUUCGUGACCUGUAGUGUAUUCACGGAGUAGUGUAUUCACGGGUACCUGGGUCCUACUUAGUAUCCCACUGACUUGAGGACCCGAGGAACCUGUCCCAGCCCUACAUUAAACCUCAUUUCACCUCACCACACGUUCAAGACCUCACAAUUUAGCAUUUUUUGUGGCUGCUUUCUUUGAAAGGGAAGUCAUUUUUUCAACAACAGAAAGUCAUUUUGGUAGUUUUUACGAAAGAAAUGGUUGUUGCUAAUUUCUGGAAGAUAUUUGUAUGUAUUUAAAUUUCUUUAAGCCUUUAAUAUACAUGUAGGAGAUGGCUGUCUACAUCAUGACACUAGCACCACCAAAUAUGUCCAUUUCCUGUAUGCAGUUUUGUGCAUAACGUUCCCCGCGACGCCUGUAAACACAACUUCUACCAUCCGCACGGCAAGGCAUGAAACGUGUCUCGUCACUAUUCUUGUCUCCAUCGCAGUUGUGGCCAUGCUCUGUGACCUUGACACCAUUGACGUCGCGGCCAUUGAUGCAUGUUCGUCAAAAUGACGCCUCGAACUGGUCGUCGAACACAAAUACAAAUAAUUGGUUCCAUACUGCCUGGGCUGAUAUCCAAUGCAAUCCUGGUAUUGCCGCAGUUGUAGAGGUGGCCAUGCUGGUUCUUUCAUGUAAGUGAUGUAGCCAUAUGAAUCUGUCAUGUGCUGUAAUAGUGAUACGUGGUCGACCGGAUCCGGAGUGGUCCCAUGUUGUCCCGUGUGUCUGAUAACGGUUCCAGUCUUGUAAUGGGUCUUGGUGCUACGUGGAAAAACCUGGCUACAGCUGAAGAUGAUUCUCCUGAUUGCAGUGUUGGCUGAUGGCGUUGUUGUGUUGGGCUUCCAUUAGUUGUGGCAUGUGUUUGCUGUUCACUCUGAUAGCAUGCACAUGAAAACCCAACGUUUUUAUAGCCCAACAAGUGAUGUUGUGUUGGUGUGUGAUGGCGACAGGCUCUCACGUGGUUUUGUUUUUGCGAUUUUCCAUCUUUUCUCCAAAAUUUCUGCAGUACCUCAUUCUUUCUACACAAAUCAGCCCAAUCCAUGCAGAAAUUACCAAUUCCUUUUUGGUAUUAUUGUUGUAUGGAUGUUGGCGAUACUGUCAGAUAUUUACAAUUUUACUACUUUUGUGUUUCCAUUUUUGCAGAGUGUAUUAAUUAAUACAACAUAAUGAGAUUCUCUCUCUCCUUAUUACAUGGCUGUAAUUCCUUUAAACUUCGGCAAUAGCUUCAAGUAUGCUAUGCCAUUUUAAUGUAAAAUAUAUUCAAGCACUGCUGCAUGCUGUAUUGAUCAUGUUGCGAAAAUUUCUAUCCUCAUAAACAUACAUAGACCCUAUAUUGUGUGCUACAUAUGUAGUUUAUGUAAAACAGGAUAUACAGCUGUGGUUAAGUAGACAGAACUUGUGACAGUACCUUGGAGUGUACAGGGUCUGCUGCUCACGAAAACAAGCUCAGCUUCAUCAUCAAUACUCCACUGUGUUCCUACAUCACCUGUGAAUACUUAUGGAUGCUUUGCAGUGUUGUGGUGAGAGUAUGGGUUUAUGCUGCUUUUAGCAAUAUUCCAGCAACAUCACGGCGGGAGACACCAGAAAUAGGCUUCAUACAUUGUACCCAUGAGGGGAAUCUGACCUGGGUCUUCGGCGUGACGAACGAAUGCUUUAGUGAGUG